CUCUCAGCAGAAAGCAGUGCUGUUAAAGGUCCGGCGGCCUCCAAGAAACCGAAGCAGGAGAAACAGCGCCUCCGUAAGGACAGAGCAGCACAGCACAGCUUCAUCCACCCGCUGCUGGCAGCCUCACUGAAGAGCCACAGCGGGAACGUGACGUGCCUUGAUUUUAGCAGCAACGGGAAGUACUUGGCGUCAUGCGCCGACGACCGCACCGUCCGGAUCUGGAGCACCAAAGACUUCCUGGAGCGGGAGCACAAGUGCCUGAGGGCCAACGUGGAGCUGGAUCACGCCACGUUGGUCCGCUUCAGCCCGGACUCCAGGGCGUUUAUCACCUGGUUGGCCAAUGGAGACACUAUCCGAAUCUUCAAAAUGAUCAAGAAGGAGGACGGCACUUUAACCUUCAAAGCUGCUCCUGAGGACUUCCCACAGAAACACAAAGCCCCCAUCCUCAACAUCGGCAUCGCAGAGACAGGCAAGUUCAUCAUGAGCGCCUCCACCGACACCAGCAUCCACAUCUGGGACCUGAAAGGAGAGGUACUGGCCUCUAUCAACACUAACCAGAUUACCAAUUCAUACGCUGCCAUCUCCCCAUGUGGCAGGUUCGUAGCGUCGUGCGGUUUCACUCCUGACGUGAAGGUGUGGGAGGUUUGCUUCGGGAAGGGAGGAGAGUUCAGAGAGGUGGCGAGAGCCUUCGACCUGAAGGGCCACUCUGCAGGAGUUCACGCGUUCGGCUUCUCCAACGACUCACACAGAAUGGUGACUGUCUCCAAAGACGGCACGUGGAAGCUGUGGAAUACUGAUGUGGAGUACAAGAAGCAGCAGGACCCGUACCUCCUGAAGACCGUCCCCUGCGCGUCCUCCGACGGCAGCCGGGUGGCUCUGUCCCCGGACGGCCGGGUGGUGGCGGUGAGUGACGGCUCCAACGUGGCGAUGUACAACGCUGCCAGCGGCGAGCUGGAGGAGGAGCUGCACGGCGUCCACAGCGGGAAGAUCGACGACCUUAGAUUUGACGUUAACGGGCGAUUCUUGGCGUGCUGCGGCGACAAGGCCAUCCGAGUGUUUCACAACGCCCCGGGCUACCGGGCCGCCAUCAGAGACAUGCAGGACAUGCUGAAGAAGGCCCAGAACGAGGCGAUGAAGCAGAGACUGCAGCAGCAGAUCAAAGAGGCUCAGAGCGCCUUGGACACUGUGCUGGCUGGUCCCAUCGAAUGAACCACUGUACGACUGUUUCCUGUCUGACUGCUUCCUUUUUCAACCUCAGCUCUCCCUCUCUGGUCAGGGAAUAAUGGAAUGCAUGCAGUUUUAAUAAAGAAUAUCUUUUUAUGCAAAGAUAAAAGCG
Molecule: messenger RNA, 1336 nt
Organism: Morone saxatilis (striped sea-bass)
Lineage: Eukaryota; Metazoa; Chordata; Actinopteri; Moronidae
Gene: tbl2
Product: transducin beta like 2
Exons: 6
Biological process (GO): endoplasmic reticulum unfolded protein response
Cellular component (GO): endoplasmic reticulum
Molecular function (GO): protein binding
Source: RefSeq, a predicted model, not a curated record